Molecule: messenger RNA, 5697 nt
Organism: Tachysurus vachellii
Lineage: Eukaryota; Metazoa; Chordata; Actinopteri; Siluriformes; Bagridae
Gene: sack1ga
Product: family with sequence similarity 83 member Ga
Exons: 5
Coding region: 138-3560 (1140 amino acids)
Source: RefSeq, a predicted model, not a curated record
UGAAAGAACGCGUUAUUCCGCCUCUCCAUCAGCAGGUUAUUAACACACAACCAAUGUGAGCAGAUACACUUAAGAAUAAUGACUUGAACCUAUUGGGAAACCUUUGGCACGGUGAUAUUUUGGAGAGGUUUUUAGUGAUGGCUCUGUCUCAGAUUCAGUGUCUAAAUGAGCACCAUGUUAAUUUACGCACGAACGAGUCCAAGCCGGAGUUCCUGUACAGUGAGGCGCAGAGGCUGGCGCUGGAGAGGCUGCUAGAUGGAGGUCCGGACAGCUUUCAGGAGUUCAUUAGGAUCAACCGGAUUCGGUCAUUUUUGUCCGACCCGGAGCUCGCUCAGCUGUACGCCUCCGUGGAACCCUACUGUCCGGAUUUACCCGUUUACGCAGCCGGUUUGGACGGGGACGGUACCGGGACGCACGUGUCCCUCCAGUACUGGCCGGAGCGCUCUGAUGACUCUCUCCCGCACCUGGAGCUCGGCUGGCCUCAGCGCGCGAGCUACCGUGGAGUGACCCGCGUCGCCGUGCACGCGCACCCGCCUUUAGAAGGUGAGGAGCAUAUUAAAGAGGUCAUCAGGAAAACCAUAGCACGUGCACAAAAGGUCAUUGCUGUGGUCAUGGAUUUCUUUACAGAUGUGGACAUCUUUAACGAUCUCUUGCACGCGAGCUUCAAGCGUAAUGUAGCUGUAUACAUCAUACUGGAUGUUACUGGGGUUCCACACUUUCUGAAAAUGUGUGAGAGUGCCUCAAUGCACACAGGACACCUCAAGAACUUGAGAGUGCGGAGUAUCAGAGGAACUGGCUUUUUCACUCACUCAUCCAAGAAAGUAUAUGGGAGCCAAAGUCAGAAAUUCAUGUUUGUUGAUGGAGACAAAGCCGUUUCAGGAUCCUACAGUUUCACGUGGACUGCCUCGAGAUUAGACAGGAGCAUCGUUACUGUGCUCACAGGCCAGGCUGUGGACUUGUUUGACCAUCUGUUCCAAGACCUGUAUAUGAUGUCUAAUGCCAUUGAUUUGAACACGAUUAAUCUUGAGAAAGAGCAAAAGCUAGAACCCAUCUCUAAAGCAGAACCUGCUCUGGAGCCCACAAACACCCUAGCCCUCAAACUCAUCAACCCCAAAUAUGCUCUAGUCUCUGGCAAUGCUGCUGUCAGCAGCAAUCAUAUGACUUCUGAGACAUACACAGCCAAGAGUAACAGCAUUAAACAAAUGAAGGAAGUGUCAGAAGGUCCAUACAUUCACCCUGGACUGCUCCACCUAGAAAAAGCUAACAUGUUUGACUACCUGCCAGUUUGGCCUGAACCAGAUCCACCAAGUGAUGUUAUUGGCUUCAUUAAUAUAAGGGACUAUAAUAAACCCCUACAAGCUCACCUCACACAUUCAGAGAUUUUUGAGGUCAGUCAAGCCAUCCGAUUUAAAGACCCGAUCCACAGGCCACAAGAGUCUCUGUCUGAGAAAUUUUGUCCAAGCACCACCUCUCAAAAUGCUGCUUCACCUAAUGAGCAGCCCCAAAAUAAACUGGAGGGAAAGAACAAGCAGUGCAAUUAUCCUCAGCAGAUUCUUCCACCUAGCGGUCUGAAAAAACAGGUUGUGGGUCUGUCCUCUAUUCCAAAUCUUACACCAGCUGAGAGUAGCAAGCAGGAUGAGAAAAAUUCACCUGUGGUGGAUGUUAUGGAAAAGCAUGUCUUUUCCCAACAGAGAGAAAAAUUGGAUGCUGAGAAUAUCUGCACUAGUGCUGACCCACGUAAAGAUUCUCAAAUAUCACAGAAUCCAGCAAUUGAGAAUAUAACACCAUUUGGCAGUGUUAGAUGUAAUACAGUAGCAACUACGUCAGACAAAAUAAUCUGUGAGAAUAUUGCGGAAACCAACAGUAAUAAAGAUUUCCAAGACGAUCGGUGGAACAUACAUAAACUCAUAGAACCAGAUGAACAUAAAACAGAUCAUGUAGACUGCACAGUACAUAAAGGAAAGAGCAUCUAUUCUGACUCCAGGUCUUCUUUUUCAUCAGAGGAGUACUUCGAUUGCAGGGAGAGUGUGAGUGUUAAUUCUGAGAAUGUAGGGAUGUUUAACAGGAUCCAAGCUGUCUUCAGGUUCCCAGACGAGCCAAACAAUGCCGCAGAAUCCUUGUCCUCAUUAAUGUCUGGCUCAUGUAAAAAUACAUCAAUCCAUGAGGCUCUAAAAGAAACAGAAGAUUCUAACCUUAAGUGUCCAUCACCAGAAGAGCGUAAUGUCCAACACAUAACCGGGGUGACAGUCGAUUUAGAGUUUACGUCAAUGAAUGGAGGAAAAAGUUUGUCUGAAUCUGUUUCUAUUGUCAAAAAACAUCUAAUACAGGAAACAGAUUGUAGCUCAGAGCAAGGAACUGACAGCAAACUUCUACACCAAUUUCAGUCUGAUACACAAGUAGCACCUGAUAAAAAUACAGAAUGUCUACAGAGGUGUGAAUCGUAUUCAGCAGUAAAUCAUAUAUUUGACACGCAACCCGUAGAAAAUAACAACAGCGCUGAAUCACAGCUAUUAGUAAACAUGUUGUUGCUGAAGGAUAACGUAGCUGCACCUUAUGUGACAGUGCAGAAAACAGCAGAGGCACAGUGCAUCGUGUUUUCCGACACGAGAUUAAAGCCAGAAAUUGACUCAGGAUUCAAUUACACAUAUAACCUCAAAUCAGUGCUUGAUGACACACACUCGACACCACAAUCAAAACCAGCAUCUCUAAACACUGGUUUACAGAAAGGAAAUACCCCAAGUACUGAAAGAAUUCAUAAAGAAGAUUGCAAAAUGUCUUUUCAAAUAAAACCAUUGAUCGCAGGGGAGUCAACCACUGUGCAGGCCGUAGAGGACAAAGACACGGACAACUCCAUUUCAGAACCAAAGGACAGUCCAACAGCCCGAACUAUGGAUAAAGAAAAGCAGCUAAGCCCAAAGAUACUGACUGGCUUUAAGGUUGUACACUUCAGUGUUGAUAUCUAUCCUCUGAAAAGGAAGACAUUAGAACAUCUGUGUGUGCAGCAAGAAAGUAAGAAGCAGCCUGAGGUAAAACCCAAGAUGGAGAGAAAUAUCCGGAUGCCACAUCGGGUCUCGCCUCAACCCAAACCUUUUCCAGCACAUGAAGUCAAACUCAGUUCAACCAAAGCAUCUGUUACCAAACUCCACAGCAGAAAUAAUCUUACUCCACCUGCCGUAUCUACACCAGGAGUUCAAAAUAAUCUACCUGGAAGGCUGUGGGGUGAAAGCAGGGUUACUAAUGAUCUUCAUGCAACUCCUGCCAAGCUUCCUAGGAGACACACGGUUCCCAUUAGGUCAAACCAAACUCGGCUCAGAGCCGUGCAGACAGAUCUGUCAGCAGACCAUCGCUGUUCUUCUCAAAAACAGCCUCGGGCUCAACAGGAUAGAAUGAGGUUCAACCAAUUACAUCAGUCAAGCUUCAGGCAGCGUUCGGCGUCAACCACAGAAGAAAGGUCUACUUUUAGAGGAACAUUGUUUCCAAGAACCUUGAAAGAGGGAAUUACUGACUCCACUUCUCAAACGAAUCAGAAAAAAACUAUUAAAGUAAAAGAUAAAAAGUGAAAACGUUGCAGAGGGCUUCUAAAAUGUGUUCUUCAGAGAGAGAGAGAGAGAGAGAGAGAGAGAGAGAAUAUACCAGGUGAAGAUACUUACCAAGGGUUGGAUAUAUUAUCAGGCAGCAAGUGUGUCGGAAGCAGGAAACACAGGAAUGCGUAAGGAUAAGUGUGACUUUGACAAGAGCCGCCUCUGCCUUGUGUGUGUGUGUGGAGUUUGCAUGUUCUCCCUGUGCCUCGGGGGUUUCCUCCGGGUACUCCGGUUUCCUCCCCCGGUCCAAAGACAUGCAUGGUAGGUUGAUUGGAAAAUCUCUGGAAAAUUGUCCGUAGUGUGUGAUUGCGUGAGUGAAUGAGAGUGUGUGUGUGUGCCCUGCGAUGGGUUGGCACUCCAUCCAGGGUGUAUCCUGCCUUGAUGCCCGAUGACGCCUGAGGCUCCCCGUGACCCGGGAAUAGUUCGGAUAAGCGGUAGAAAAUGAGUGAGUGAGUGAGUAUCUGGUUAUUAAUGGUCCAAGGUUGCCUGGUCUGAUGAAUUACAUUUUCUUUCACAUCAUGUGAAUGUCUUGUUGUGUGUCUGGGGAAGAGAUGGCUCUAUUAUGUACUAUGGGAAGAAGACAAGCCAAACCUUAAGUGGGAAACCUUAAGUCCUGGCAUUUAUGUGGAGGUUGUUUUGACACCAACCAUCUACCUAAAGAUUGUUACAAAGCAAGUACUCACCUUUGUGGAUGUUCCCUAAUGGCAGUGUUUUCUUUCAGCAGUAUAAUGCUUCCUGCCAUGUUUGAGGAACAUGAGUUCAAGGAUGAUGACUUGGUCUCUAAAUUCCCCAAACCACAGUCUGAUCAAGCCUCACCUUGUAAUUUGGAGAUUUUGCUGCUAACAUUUCAAUGCCAGAUACCACAAGACACCUUCAGAGUUCUUGUAGAGUCCAUGACUUGUUAGCUCAGAGCUGUUUUGGUGACACCUACAUAAUAUUAGGCAGAAGGUUUUCAAUGUUACAGUUGAUUAGUUUAAGUCUUAUUUUAAGUGUGAGACAUGAGAAAACUAACGACGUUCAUUGCUUCAUGUUUGCCUCAGUGAACUCAUCGUAGAAUCUUUUCCUCCAUCUCUGAUGCAGCAGGUUUUUACAGUAAUUCCUGGACAGCUGGUGAUUCGGAAGAUUUAAGAAAAAACAAGUGAUUUACUAGCCUCAACAUAAUUUUGAUAAAUGUGAUUAAGAUUAGUAGCAACGGGGAAAGAUGAUUUUGUUGUUGUUGUUGUUGUAUUUAACAGCCCUUGGUGUUAAAAGCUUAAAUAUUCCAUAAGUUUGAAAUGAUGCAGUUUAUAAUAUACAGGAAAAAACUUUAACAGUAUUUGUUUACAACAGUCCCUUAUUUAUAUCUUUAUUAUUUACUUACAAACUUAAUUUAACACAUGAAAAGGUUUAAGGUUCGCAAUGCUCUAUGUCUUAAAUGGGAAAGCAAGGUAAGAGGUAAUGAGCUCACACUGAAUGCCUGUUUAUUGUCUAAAAAGCACCACUUACAAUAUUGAGCACUUGGUGGAUCACAUUCUGAUGCAUUGAAAUCCACAUCAUAAAUGCAGUUUUUAAAAAAAGACUCAGACUCAGAGUCUUUGCGCUGACCAUGCAGUUCUCCAAGCAGUGGAAAAUGCUAGAAGUCUAAAGAGGCUUCAUGUUUUCAGGCUGUUUUAAGAAGUAUUUAUUGAGACAUGCUCUCAGUAUAGCCUUCACAAUCUGUUUAUGCUUAUGCAGUAAGUGAAUGUGUUAUAUCAGUGUCAGGAGGCAAACUGUAGCUGUACAGAAAGGGUAAAGGUGUGUUUCUUAGCAUGGAAGAUUCAGAAUGACACACAAGGAACUGUAUAAGAAACAGGCAUGCAACAAACAAGAAGACGAGUAAGAACAAACAAAAAGAAACAGUGCGUGCGAUAUUAAUUUUUCAACUUUUUCAGUAAGUUGCAGAGCAUGAUUACUUUACUGACCGAUUCUUGUGAAGUUACUAAAAAUAAAAUGUAUAAAAAAUAAAAAUAAAAUGGGAAGAUUCUCAAUAAAUAAGAAGACACAGACGAGACCAUUGUUAUUAAGUUUUGAGGGAGAUGUGCUUUUAAAACUCGCUUAUUAAGUGCUUUUUUGUUUAAAUAAAGACAGUCGAAAUGUG